Monomorium pharaonis (pharaoh ant) is the source of this 970-nucleotide messenger RNA. RefSeq lists its product as uncharacterized. The transcript has 2 exons. The coding region runs from base 167 to 559 and encodes 130 amino acids. Lineage: Eukaryota; Metazoa; Arthropoda; Insecta; Hymenoptera; Formicidae. The record is from RefSeq and is a predicted model, not a curated record.
AAAUAUUCUAAAAGAUGCGUACUUUCCAAUUAUAUAAAAAAGAAACAAACUAUUUUUGGAAAGUUUUACUCUGCUAUUUUUUCUUGAAUAUAAUUUAUUUUUACUUCUUGUAAAAUUUAUAUUUCCCUGUUUGCAUAAUUUCUAAGGAAGUUUCGUAAUCGGAUGGAUGCCCGGAGUAAUAAUGUACAUACUGGUUUGUAAUGAUUGCGUAUUACAAUUAAAUGGGGUGUCAGAGCGCGUCGUAUUCUUCAUCUACGCUAUAAUUAACGGUCUUAUUAUCCUGAAAACUUUGGUAAAUCCCAUUAUUUACGCCGCGCGAAUGCAUGAAAUUAAGCUCGCCAUGAAACGAAUGCACGAUGCCUUCUGCGGAUGGUCAAAGUUCACUAAUUUUACUACCGAUCGAGGAAUUAGUAGAAUAUACAGCAGCGAGGAGAGCAGACAUUCGCAAUCGAAAACUAGUCGAGUAUUUCACAAUAUGAGCGUUCGGAAAACACGAAAUGGAAACACGUACACGUGUGCCGAUUAUAAUAUGCACGAAUACGGUAACACGCCCGUGUAAAACGCGCGAUGUGCAAGUCGUUAAUGCGAAAAUAUUUUUCUACGUACUUCGUCGUCGAAGAAUCAUUUAAAUACAAGCUAAACAAUCGAUAAUAGUAGCCUGCAACAAUAUUGUAAUAGCACAUUGGAAAAGUCGUAUUAUUUGUAUUUUUUUUUACUAUUUCCUCUUCCCCCCCCUCUCUCUUUCUUUCUCUCUCUUUCUUCCUCUAUUUUAAUGCGAUUGUAAUGUAGUUGCUCUCCAAGUCUGUAUGUUAUUGUAGCCACAUUUUUCAUAUUUAUGUAAACGUCUACAUAUUUCACGAAAUUACUUCAUUAAAAUUUUGUAGACGACUUGGAAGUAACACUUCUUGUGAAUCUUGUCGGUAUGUUAGUCGUAUACGUUCAAAGUCAAAUAAAUUUUUAUAUGCAUGUC